AUCGUGUUUAUUCAACGACACAUAUCCGCAGUGUUGGUGACAAAAGUUCCUUGCCUUCCGUAGCCAUUUUACGGUGUACACCUAGGAAAUAAAAUUAGAACAAUGGAGAACGACAACGGAGAUGUUGUUGACUUGUACAUCCCAAGAAAAUGCUCGUCAAGUAAUCGUAUCAUCCAUGCUAAGGAUCAUGCUUCUAUUCAGUUGAGCAUUGCCGAUGUUGAUCCUGAAACAGGACGUAUGACCGAUUCACAAAAAAUGUAUGCUAUUUGUGGAGCUAUCCGACGUAUGGGUGAGUCUGAUGAUUGUUUGGUACGCCUUGCAAAAAAUGAUGGGAUUUUACCUAAAAACUUCUAAUGUAAGAUAAUUAUUUUACUCUAUCAAUAAAAUUGUAAAAAAAUUGA
Molecule: messenger RNA, 401 nt
Organism: Dufourea novaeangliae
Lineage: Eukaryota; Metazoa; Arthropoda; Insecta; Hymenoptera; Halictidae
Gene: RpS21
Product: 40S ribosomal protein S21
Exons: 4
Coding region: 103-354 (83 amino acids)
Biological process (GO): endonucleolytic cleavage in ITS1 to separate SSU-rRNA from 5.8S rRNA and LSU-rRNA from tricistronic rRNA transcript (SSU-rRNA, 5.8S rRNA, LSU-rRNA); translation; endonucleolytic cleavage to generate mature 3'-end of SSU-rRNA from (SSU-rRNA, 5.8S rRNA, LSU-rRNA)
Cellular component (GO): ribosome; cytosolic small ribosomal subunit
Molecular function (GO): structural constituent of ribosome
Source: RefSeq, a predicted model, not a curated record